AUGCCUGAGGAAGAGCUUGAUGUAUUACCUGAGUGCACCAAUCUGAAUACUCCUUCCAUCCAUGAAUUGCCAAUAGAGGAUGACUAUCACAGUGGAAAUUCAUCAAGUUCUGAAGGUGAAUUUAAUGAGGAAGGUGAACCAGAUACUGAUAUGGAUGAGGAAGAGGGAGUAGAACCUCCUAGGUACCAAGAAUACAAAAGUGAUCACCGGAAAUAUGAUGAUAUGUAUGCUGAUGUUGAGAGUGAUGAAGUUACUGAAUGGACUUGUGAUACUGAAGAGGUUGAAGUUGGUACUCAAUGGCCCACUAUGGCAGAGUAUAAGUUGUUUGUAACCAAAUUUUGCAUUGCCAACUGUAUUGAAGUUGAAAAGUUUAAGGAUGAUCCAACCAGAUUGAGGUGCAGAUGUAAAGUAAAAAAGUGCCCAUUCAGACUAUUUGCUAACAGGCAACCAGGUGGGCAUACUGUCAAGAUCACUAAAUAUAUUCCUAAGCAUAUUUGUGUGAAUAGAACUGGUACUAGCAGAAAUAGGAUGGCAAACUCAAGUUGGGUAGCUAGUGUUAUUGUACAGGAUAUUAAUGAGGAUGACUAUUCAUUGCAACCUAAGAAGAUCCAAAGUAGACCGAGGACAAGGUUUGGUGUGGAACUUAGUUAUUGGGUUGCUUGGAAAGGUAAAGCUUUAACUAAGAAGUUUGGUUCUUAUGAAGAUGGGUAUAAGUUCGCACCAGAGGUUAUGGAUCAGAUAUUGAAAAAUAAUGAAGGGAGUAUAAAAAUUGUGACCACUGAUACUGACAAGGAUUUCAGUUUUUGUUGCUUGGCAUUUGAUGCUUUUUUGACUGGUUUUAAGGAUGGAUGCAGGCCAUUCAUAGGUCUAGAUGGGUGUUUUCUCAAAGGGAAGUAUGGUGGAGUAAUGCUUUCUGCAGUGGAACUUGAUAGCAAUAAUGGUAUGUAUUCUCUGGCAAUAUUUAUUUGUGAUUGUGAAAACAAGGAAAAUUGGAUUCUUUUUCUCAAUAUAAUCAAGGAUAGGUUUCUAGAACACCCUGCUCCAUUGACUUUUAUCUCAGAUAGGCAGAAGGGAUUUGUCUCAGCACUUCAAGAGGUGUUUUCCUCAAAUAGGAAUAGAUUCUGUUUUAGACACAUAUUUGAGAAUUUUAAGGGCAAAGUCCAUAAGGGAACUCACAUGAAGACAUUAGCAUGGGGUGAAGCAAAGGCAUAUAGGAACACAUAUCACAAUAGGUAUAUGUCUACCAUGGAAAUAGAUAACAAGAGGGCACACCAAUGGUUUGAGGAUAUCCCAACACAUUUGUGGGCAAGAUCUACUUUUGAUACUACUUUAAAAUGUGAGCAUGUGACAAACAAUAUUUAUGGAAGUUUGAACAGUUGGACUUUGGAUGUAAGAUCCAAACCUCUGCACAGGAUCCUUGAAGGGUUUAAUUUAAAAAUGAUGGGUUUGAUGUUUGAUAGAAAGAUGAAGGUGAAGGAAUGGGAAGCUGAAGGUUUAGUUCUUUUCCCUAGAGCUGACAGGAUAAUCAAGCACAGAGUUGAAAAGAAGAGAAGAUACAAUUUGUUUGGUUCUUCUGAGUUCUGUUGGUGUGUGCAGAAUCAUGAAACAUCAAGUAGAUGGAAUGUGGAUGUCAAGGAGAAGACUUGUAAUUGUAAUGUAUGGGAACUUACAGGAAUACCUUGUGUACAUGCUAUUGUUGUUGCUUGCCACCUUAGACUGGAUAUCAAUAGUCUGGUACAUGAUUAUCACACAGUAUCAUUCUACAAAAAGGAUUAUGCUGGAAAAGUUGUAGCAUGUGAUAAUCAAGAUCACUGGAAUGAGGAGGAGAGUUAG
Molecule: messenger RNA, 1833 nt
Organism: Papaver somniferum (opium poppy)
Lineage: Eukaryota; Viridiplantae; Streptophyta; Magnoliopsida; Ranunculales; Papaveraceae
Exons: 3
Coding region: 1-1833 (610 amino acids)
Molecular function (GO): zinc ion binding
Source: RefSeq, a predicted model, not a curated record